AUGCGCUACACACGUGCCAGUGUAGAAGAAGAUGGGCGUUAUCUGGCAUCUACAGCCGUACUCAUGAGUGAAAUUAUAAAGACUAUUAUUUGCCUGGGAUUUCUUUAUGCCUACCUUCCUCGUAAACAACGCUCAUUCACCCAACUAAUGGCAAUGUUGCAUCGUGAACUAAUUGUUCAAUGGCGUCAAUCAAUCAAGUUUUCAUUUCCUGCUAUUCUUUAUCUAGUGCAGAACAAUCUUCAGUACAUUGCAGCAACACAUCUCGAUGCUGCUACCUUUCAGGUUACUUAUCAGCUCAAGAUCCUUACGACUGCCUUAUUUAGCGUUACAAUGCUGAACCGAAGCUUAUCGCAUCGCCAGUGGUUUGCUCUUGGGUUACUUACUUUUGGUAUCGGUCUUGUAGUCUUACCCCGAGGCUCAAGUUCCAUUGAGGCUGGCGAACCUACUCUUGGUAACCAGUCAAGUGUACAGGGUAUUUUGACAGUUAUGAUAGCAUGUAUGCUAUCAGGGUUGGCAGGAGUAUAUUUUGAAAAGAUCAUCAAGGCACCCGCUGUACGACAGGCCCCAUCUGAAGAUGAAGAACGCCAAAAGGAAGCUAAGAAAGAAGAUCAUGCCAAUGCAGAAGCCAGUCAAUUAUGGAUUGGAAAUAUACAGCUCUCGUUCUUUUCUGUUAUCUUGGGACUUGUGUUUGUAGUAGCACUCCAAGACGGACCAGUAAUUCUAGAAAAGGGAUUUUUUGCAAACUACAAUGUCCUGACCUGGGUCGUUAUUGGUAUCCAAGCCUCUGGAGGGUUAAUUGUUGCGCUGGUGGUCAAACAUGCCGAUAGUAUUCUGAAAGGAUUUGCAACAAGCAUCAGUAUUCUGCUGUCUAGUCUCAUUAGUGUGUGUGUGUUUGGAACCACAGUUUCAAGUUUAUUCAUUUCCGGCGCACUAUUAGUUAUCUACGCAACUUAUUUGUAUGGUCUUCAGUAAUAUCUUGACCAAAUGUAUUCAAAUAAAGUAAUAUAUAUAUGUGG
This is a messenger RNA of Phycomyces blakesleeanus NRRL 1555(-), 1016 nucleotides long. RefSeq lists its product as hypothetical. Gene Ontology annotation, cellular component: Golgi membrane. Bases 1 to 972 code for a protein of 323 amino acids. Gene Ontology annotation, molecular function: UDP-galactose transmembrane transporter activity. Lineage: Eukaryota; Fungi; Mucoromycota; Mucoromycetes; Mucorales; Phycomycetaceae. The transcript is spliced from 2 exons. The record is from RefSeq and is a predicted model, not a curated record. Gene Ontology annotation, biological process: pyrimidine nucleotide-sugar transmembrane transport.